AUCAUCGAAAGCAAUCCCACGGUCCACGAAGCUCGGAAGAUCUUUCUUGGGGUGACCACAACCUGAUGUCUCGAGCUGUCUCCAUUCAUCCUAACAAAGCAGACAACCAUGAAGCUAUUACACUCCGUUGCGCUAUUCGUGAACAGUCUACUGACUGUGUCAUUAUCUUUCGCUUGGAUUCCUCCAGCUCGUCAAAUUGCCACCCGACCAAAAUCCGUGGGUUUCCCAAGAAGAUCUUUCGAUGGCAGAAAAUCCUCGUUAUCCUCUACCGCAUCCUCCGAUACCUUUCAAUUCCAAACAGGGGAACCCUUCCCUUAUGCCUUGGAAGUAUUUCAGGGUGCCGUCACGUACAAUGAAAUGCUCUCCUACUUGAACAAUAAACUCCUGGAGUAUGGCUAUUCCAUUCCGCAAACACUCUGUGCUACUUCUCUCUGCGGCGACGAAAUGAAUCGCCCCCUCGAACAGGCUCUCUCCCAAACCUUUUGCGAAAAUUACAGUUUGGGUGGUCUUGCCGGGUGUCCCUUUGGAGGUGUGACUUCCUUCAAGAAAAUGAAGACCCACAUUCCCGAUGGCGGAAAUUCUGUCAUUGUCUACGGACCACAUGUGGGGAUUAGCCAGGAUGGACGCAUUGGACAUGUCGAUCGCGCCCAAAUCUCCGCCACCGAAGGAGAACAUACCCUCUGUUGUCGAUCGGCCAUUUUGGCAGCCAAUCACGUGUCGCAAGUGUUACGGGGAGAAGCCGAAGCCAUGCCCAUGGAUUUGAUGGAUGCUUCCCAGUACUUUGUCGGCAAUAUGCUGAGGCCGUAUGCGGAACGACUGGAGGCGCACCAGGACGAGAAUAGCAAAAUGAUGGAUCUACCCUACGUGCUGUUUGAGGGACAAACGGAUUUGUUGUACCGGAUCAUCCAGGAAGGAUCUCAAUUUGGAUUUCCAGGAGCCGUGGCGGUUCUGGGAGGGAUCCAAAUCAAUACACCUCCUGGCUAUUUGGAUUACUACGUUCCACUGAGAUUUGAGCUCUAUAAUGCCGAAGGACAGUAUUUGGCCAAUAUGUUUGAGAGUCCGUCGUGA
Molecule: messenger RNA, 1068 nt
Organism: Seminavis robusta
Lineage: Eukaryota; Bacillariophyta; Bacillariophyceae; Naviculales; Naviculaceae
Source: the annotation of a GenBank genome assembly